AUGGUCAAGGAGAAUGUCGGGGGAAACCCCGAACCGGGAAUCUAUAGCGCAACCUAUAGCGGUAUUCCAGUAUGGGAGUAUCAGUUUGGUGUCGAUCUCAAGGAGCAUGUAAUGCGCCGUCGCCACGAUGAUUGGGUCAACGCUACACACAUCCUCAAGGCUGCCGGCUUCGACAAGCCCGCCCGAACGAGAAUCUUGGAGCGCGAGGUACAAAAAGACACCCACGAGAAGAUUCAAGGCGGAUACGGGAGAUACCAGGGCACCUGGAUCCCUCUCGAACAGGCCGAAGCCCUCGCUCGCCGCAAUAACAUCUACGAACGGCUAAAACCCAUCUUCGAGUUUCAACCGGGCAACGAAAGCCCUCCUCCUGCACCUAGACACGCCAGCAAGCCAAAGGCCCCCAAGGUCAAGCCUGCUGUUCCGACAUGGGGCAGUAAGUCGGCAAAGAACGCCAACCCUCCUCAGCCUGGCACCUUCUUACCACCCGGUCGCAAAGGUCUUCCUGCACAAGCCCCAGACUACAACGAUGCCGAUACGCACAUGCACGACGACGAUACCCCCGACAACCUUACUGUGGCCUCGGCCUCCUACAUGGCCGAGGACGACCGCUACGAUCAUUCACACUUCUCGACCGGGCACAGGAAACGGAAGCGAGACGAGUUGAUAGAGGAUAUGACGGAACAGCAGCAUGCAGUCUACGGUGACGAACUACUCGACUACUUUUUGCUCUCUAGAAACGAGCAGCCGGCCGUGCGACCCGACCCUCCUCCCAAUUUCAAGCCCGACUGGCCCAUCGAUAACGAGCGUCACACAUGUCUUCAUUGGGCCUCUGCCAUGGGCGAUGUCGAUGUCAUGAGGCAGUUGAAGAAGUUUGGAGCUAGCUUGGACGCACAAAAUGUACGAGGAGAGACACCGUUUAUGCGAGCGGUCAACUUUACCAACUGCUUCGAGAAACAGACCUUUCCGCAGGUUAUGAAGGAGCUCUUCUCCACACUUGAUUGCCGGGAUCUGUCAGGUUGCACAGUUAUACACCACGCUGCUGUCAUGAAGAUUGGGCGUGUCAACAGCCAGUCGUGCUCGCGGUACUACCUAGACAUCAUCCUUAAUAGGCUGCAGGAGACACACCACCCCGAGUUCGUACAACAGCUUCUAGACGCCCAGGACAACGAUGGUAACACGGCUGUCCACCUCGCCGCCAUGCGCGAUGCCCGAAAAUGUAUCAGGGCCCUCCUCGGCCGUGGUGCCAGCACCGACAUCCCGAACAAGCAAGGCAUACGUGCCGAAGAGCUGAUAAAAGAGCUCAAUGCUUCCAUCUCCAAAUCCCGCUCCAACCUCCCGCAACGGUCCUCCAGCCCGUUUGCUCCCGAUACCCAACGCCAUGAUGCCUUCCAUGAAGCCAUCUCCGAGUCCAUGGUCGCGAGCCGCAAGAACUCACAGCCGAACUACAGCAGCGACGCGGCCAACACGGUGCAAAAUCGCAUCACGCCCUUGGUCCUCCAAAAGCUCAAGGACCUCACCGCCACCUAUGACAGUGAGUUCAAGGAGAAAGACGAUGCCGAAAAGGAAGCCCGGCGCAUUCUCAACAAGACCCAGUCCGAGUUCAAAGCCCUCACCGCCUCCAUCGACGACUACAACUCCCGCCUCGACACGGACGACGUAGCCGCCAAGACGGCCGCGGAGAUGGCCACGGCGCGACAUAAGGUGUUGGCGUUCGUGACGCACCAGAACCGUAUAUCCGUGCAGGAGGCCGUGAAGCAAGAGUUGGCCGCACUGGACCUCGAAGACCAAGACCAGGAAGAAGAGGAAGACGACUACACCCACCGUCUCUCUCUCGCUGCCGAGCUGCGCUCCAUUCUCCAAGAACAACGCUCAGCAGAAAACGACUACGUCGAAGCCCGUGGCAUGCUAGGCACAGGCGAGCGCAUCGACAAGUACAAGCACCUCCUCAUGUCGUGUCUGCCGCCGGAUGAGCAAGAGAACCUGGAGGAAAACCUGGAGGAGAUGAUCAAGUUGAUGGAGCAGGAGGAUGAGAGUGUUACUGACUUGCCUGCUGGUGCCGUGGGCGGCGGCGGUGGGGGGAAUGCUGCUGACGGUUCCGGCGCAGGAGGUCAAUCAAGUAAUGGGAGGAGGGAGAGCGUGUUGCCUGCGCUGAGGGGUGGGAAUGGAGAUGGAGACAUGUCGAGGAGAGGGAGUAGGACCACUGCCGCCCAUGUGGAUGGGGAAAGGGAGAUUAAUGGUCGAGCUGGAGCGGAAAGAACGGAACGAAUCCAAGAAAUCGCGGCUGUUUAGAACGUGGACGCGAUGAAUCUGGCUGGGGGGUGGUGGCAGGGACCGCAGGGACCGCACGUCCCGCAGUGGGGAUAUGAUGGAUAUGGAUACGGAUAUGGUAUGAUGCAGACGGAUUCCGGUUUGACAAGUCAGGGAUGUACGAUGCAUGAGGUAGAGGGAGGCAUCGCAAGUCUGGUGUGGCAUGGUGACUCGGGAAGAAACGGGAGCGGCAAAAGAUGGAUCGCAGGAGAAAGUGGAUAUGCGGAGCUACUCCCGCAAGUGAAGGAGGAGGAAGAAUAUGAAGAAGAAGAAGAAGUGGAUGGAGAGGAGGAGGGUCAAGUUUUGCCUAGGUUGCCUCC
Molecule: messenger RNA, 2627 nt
Organism: Neurospora tetrasperma FGSC 2508
Lineage: Eukaryota; Fungi; Ascomycota; Sordariomycetes; Sordariales; Sordariaceae
Exons: 4
Coding region: 1-2289 (762 amino acids)
Cellular component (GO): SBF transcription complex; MBF transcription complex
Molecular function (GO): transcription regulator activity; protein binding; DNA binding
Source: RefSeq, a predicted model, not a curated record